Messenger RNA from Fukomys damarensis (Damara mole-rat), 4755 nucleotides. RefSeq names its product glutamate ionotropic receptor delta type subunit 2 (gene Grid2). The transcript is spliced from 13 exons. Lineage: Eukaryota; Metazoa; Chordata; Mammalia; Rodentia; Bathyergidae. The record is from RefSeq and is a predicted model, not a curated record. Gene Ontology annotation, biological process: protein phosphorylation; intracellular signal transduction. The coding region runs from base 1 to 2697 and encodes 898 amino acids. Gene Ontology annotation, molecular function: glutamate-gated receptor activity; ATP binding; protein serine/threonine kinase activity. Gene Ontology annotation, cellular component: membrane; cytoplasm.
AUGCCUGCAGCCUGUGCCAACACGGUGGUCCAGCAGCGCUGUUGGGUUGGCUUUGACAGUUCUCCCACUAAUACAAAAGGUUUCUUGUGUGACAAGAGAAAUUGGGGAAACAGUACCAAAAAAUUCAUUAUAUUCUAUGACAGCGAAUAUGAUAUCCGUGGCAUACAGGAAUUUUUGGACAAAGUAUCUCACCAGGGAAUGGACGUUGCACUUCAAAAGGUAGAAAACAACAUCAAUAAAAUGAUCACUACUCUCUUUGACACCAUGAGAAUCGAAGAAUUGAAUCGCUAUCGAGACACUCUUAGGCGAGCCAUCCUGGUUAUGAAUCCUGGCACAGCCAAGUCCUUUAUUAGUGAGGUUGUGGAGACCAAUUUGGUUGCUUUUGAUUGUCACUGGAUCAUUAUAAAUGAGGAAAUAAACGAUGUGGAUGUACAGGAACUUGUAAGAAGGUCAAUUGGAAGGUUAACAAUUAUUCGGCAGACAUUUCCUGUCCCCCAGAACAUAAGUCAGCGAUGUUUCCGUGGCAACCAUCGAAUAUCUUCAACAUUAUGUGAUCCAAAGGAUCCGUUUGCGCAGAACAUGGAGAUUUCAAACCUUUACAUAUACGACACGGUGCUUCUCCUUGCUAAUGCUUUUCAUAAGAAGCUGGAGGACCGAAAGUGGCACAGCAUGGCAAGUCUGUCAUGCAUUAGAAAGAAUUCCAAGCCCUGGCAGGGGGGGCGUUCCAUGUUAGAGACCAUCAAGAAGGGUGGAGUUAAUGGCUUGACUGGAGAGCUAGAAUUUGGAGAAAAUGGAGGUAAUCCCAAUGUCCAUUUUGAAAUUCUUGGAACCAAUUAUGGAGAGGAGCUUGGCAGAGGUGUCCGCAAACUCGGGUGCUGGAAUCCUGUCACAGGACUCAAUGGGUCCCUCACUGACAAGAAACUGGAGAACAACAUGCGUGGCGUAGUUCUCCGUGUGGUGACUGUUCUGGAAGAACCUUUCGUCAUGGUCUCUGAAAAUGUCUUGGGAAAGCCGAAGAAAUACCAGGGCUUCUCCAUUGAUGUUUUGGAUGCCUUAUCCAACUACUUGGGCUUCAACUAUGAAGUUUAUGUUGCACCAGAUCACAAGUAUGGAAGCCCACAAGAAGACGGGACAUGGAAUGGUUUGGUAGGGGAAUUAGUCUUUAAGAGAGCUGACAUAGGGAUUUCUGCCUUAACCAUCACUCCAGAUCGAGAGAAUGUGGUGGACUUUACAACACGUUACAUGGACUACUCGGUGGGGGUCCUCCUUCGGAGGGCCGAGAAGACGGUGGAUAUGUUUGCCUGUCUUGCUCCCUUUGAUUUCUCUCUGUGGGCCUGCAUUGCUGGCACAGUCCUUCUGGUGGGUCUGCUGGUCUACCUUUUGAAUUGGCUGAAUCCCCCACGACUGCAGAUGGGAUCGAUGACAUCUACCACACUGUACAACUCCAUGUGGUUUGUGUAUGGAUCCUUUGUACAGCAAGGUAAGGAGAAAAACUACAUUACCCUAAGGCCGAGAAGGUUCCGGGCCCAGGUGGAGGGCAGCGGUCUUUAUUCUCAGGCUCCAGCUCCGCAGAUCACACCGAGCACCCCGCUCCUGCACCGUGGGGAUCGGGGCUCUCAGGGGAACCCCAUAAACCAGGAGGACUGGGAUUUGGAGCCAGCCACCCUGUGCUCCGGUCGAGCCAGCGAUGAAACAUCCUGUCUGGGCCUGACGACCAGCUUGCAGAAAUAUAGGAUGCAGGGUAGAUAUGAUGUGCUGCGCCUCCUGGCCCAAGGAGGCUUUGGGAAGGUAUUCCUAUCACGACACUAUGGGACAGGAAUCCAGGUAGCUCUAAAGGAGUUAAAAAGGGCAGACCAGGAAGUGUCCUACAUUGAGAUGGAGGUUGGCAUACUGAAGGAACUUCGACAUCCCAAUAUCACACAAUUACUGGAAGUGAUAGAAUAUCAAGACAAAGUACACCUGGUCUUAGAAUAUGUAAAGGGGGUCAACCUGCGACAAGAGUUACGCAGAAACCAUAAGAACAGGCUGCAGGAGAAGGACGCCCAGAGGAUCUUCAGAGACCUGUUAGAAGCAGUGGGUCACUGCCACGAUCGUGGCAUUGUACACGGGGACCUCAAGCCCGAAAAUGUUCUGAUGGACAUUCAAGGUCGGGCCAAGGUCUGUGACUUCGGGGUGGGGAUCCGGUUCCACCCUGGACAGAAGGUGACUGUAGUUAGGGGGACAUUGGCAUAUUGUGCCCCCGAAAUAUUCUCGCGCCAGCGGUACGAAGGCCCUCCCCUAGACAUAUGGGCCCUGGGACACCUCCAUAGACGUGUAAAUAGCUUGUGCACAGAUGACGACAGCCCCCAUAAACAGUUUUCCACCUCGUCAAUUGACCUGACCCCUCUGGACAUUGACACUUUGCCUACACGCCAAGCCCUGGAGCAGAUCAGUGAUUUCAGGAACACUCACAUCACCACCACCACCUUUAUCCCAGAGCAGAUCCAGACUCUCAGCCGCACACUGUCCGCUAAGGCUGCCUCUGGCUUCGCUUUUGGCAACGUGCCUGAGCACCGGACUGGCCCCUUUAGGCACAGGGCUCCGAAUGGGGGCUUUUUCAGGAGUCCAAUAAAAACAAUGUCAUCUAUUCCUUAUCAACCGACUCCCACCCUGGGGCUCAAUCUGGGGAACGACCCCGACCGAGGCACCUCCAUAUGAGCCGCAAAGUUCUCCUUGCUGUUUCUUCUUAGGACUCCCUCGGCCAGGAGGAGCGCUGUAAUCUUGUGGGACUAACACGGAUGUAACUUUUUUUAAAAUUAGGAUUAUUAGUAACAAUUCUCUUUCUUUCUUCCCACUUUCUCCCUCCUCCCUCUCCUGUGUUUCUUUCUCUUUCUCCUCUCCCUUCUCAUAAAUUUCCUUCCGUUUGUUUCAUUACUCAACCCAUUUCCCCCAGAAUAUAGUGUACUAGGGUCCUAUUAGUCUGCUUUUCAUAUACUGUACUUCAAGUAUAGGAAAUGUGCACUGAGUAUACCAGGAGUAUAUGCAGGAUUAAUUCUACGGAAAGGCCUCUUACAUAAUGUUUCUCUAUUUUUAAAAAUAUAAUUGCAAUAACUUCAGCCUUUUUACACUCUUCUGCUGCACCCAUACAACGCUCCACUGUUGCGUGUCCUUUAACUGUGGACCAAAGGCGACCCUGCAGUGUUCAUAAGACAAUUCAGAGACCAUUCAGGCCACAUAAUACGGGAAUGCAAUUUUCUAGGAUUACAAAAAAGCCAUUAAUAUGCCAGUCAAGACUACAGUUAAAACUACUCUUGCACUGCAACAGUGCAUAUGACCUUUAUGUGAUUGUACAGUAUUAAAAGUUUUUUCUUAUGUACAGUAAACUUUAUCAUAUGGCAGAAGCCUCUAUUGUGUUAAAUAACUUAGUAUAUCCUAUAUAUACAUAUAUAUGCACCUAUAUGAUGUGUAUAUAUAUAUAAAGGCAGCCAUUGCUAUUGCAAUUCAUUUAAUAAAGCUUUAGUUAAAGAAAAAAAAAAGUAUUGUAUACAGGAGCUAUGUAUAGUGCCAGAGGUCUUUUCAGUUAGAAAAGGCAGGCUGCUUUAAGGUUAUUCUGAUGCACAUUGUUUGCCAACAGAGAAUAUUUUAUACUUUUGUUAUUAAAAACAUCCCGGGUGACUUAAUAUUUGUUCCCAGAUGUAACUCAUUUGAGUAGGUUUGGCAUUUGUUAUUCAGCGAUGUAUAAAGCUAACCUUGAUAAUUUUGCUUUUAAUUAACUACCUAACUGGAAAAUGCUAUUAGCUGAAUCGCCUCCCCUACAGCACAUAGAGCUCUAGAAGAAUUUAAAGGUAGCUCACCGAAGGUGAAAAAUCCUCUUCCAAAGCAGUAAGCCGAUCAGUACAACUGCAGUUGGGGAGCAAUGGGAACCCUAAAGAUGUAUUGAUGUGGCCUUAAUUAUGUCAUACGUUAUCCUGGUGAAAAAGGUAACAACCAUAGUGGGCUCUCAUCUGAACCCCCUUUUUGUUCAGUUCUACUCGGAGGAGUUACGUACUUUUUACAUUAGUGCCAACUGUAUAGAAGAAUGACAGCAAAAACGGUGCCUCUUUGUGCACGACCCUUUUAAAGUAGCAUUCUUAUCUGUUAGAAAUGUAGAAUGAACUUUGUUUGUAAUCCUUAAAUUAAAGUGUGAUAAGUAGGAAGCAAGAACUUAUCCUGUGUUUGAUGCAGCCAUACACUUAUUUUAAUCGAAUUCAUUCCAUGGCUAGGAUUGAUAUAGGAAUCAACCUACGUGAUUUGCUUUAGGAGAAAUUAAGAGGUAUAUUCUUAAGGUAUAUUAUAUUUUGAUGCUAAUUCUGUUCUGGGGAGCAUCUCGUACUGUCACUGUUUUUGUACUAAAUCUUCAAAUAUUGUCUACUGUGUAAGGCAGAAAACCUUCUUAUCAUGCAAAAACCAUUUUGUUUCCAGGGUAACAAGUACCUAAGUGCAUGCACAACUUGUUUUCCCUUGUAACAUUCAUGAUCUCAUUCACAACUCCGAUUUUAAAACAAAACAAAACAAACAAAAAAAUCUUUACAACAAGCUAUAUAGGGACAUACCAGAUGUUGCAGUGAUUUUAGCUAUCAAACUGUUAACCAUGUACAAUAUUUAAAAUAGGCUUAUUUUGAUGUAUUGCCUAUUAUACAAAUACACAAAACAUUUUUGGAGGCCUCAGUUAUGAGUGGCAGAGCUUUCUGUGUAUAAUUUGUCUACAUAAUUUGUCUAAUAAAAAUGUUUUCUAAA